This is a messenger RNA of Anguilla rostrata (American eel), 1572 nucleotides long. Its product is annotated as cell surface glycoprotein CD200 receptor 1-like. Gene Ontology annotation, molecular function: signaling receptor activity. NCBI's taxonomy places the organism in Eukaryota, Metazoa, Chordata, Actinopteri, Anguilliformes, Anguillidae. The record is from RefSeq and is a predicted model, not a curated record. The transcript is spliced from 5 exons. Bases 374 to 1105 code for a protein of 243 amino acids. Gene Ontology annotation, biological process: regulation of neuroinflammatory response.
GAAAUCCCUUGAGAUUAAAAUCUCUUUUUCGAGGGAGACCUGGCCAAGAUAGCACACCAUUACAAAGUUACAAAAAUUAGUUAUGCCAAAAAAUAGUCAUCACAACACCAGUUCCUUAGAUAGGCUCAGAUUGGUACACUUCAGAGCAUAGUUUCCAAUCAGUAUUGUUUUUUCUAUCGUUAUUGUCUGAUAAUUAAUGAGACACACUACACAAACAGGAAAAUUGCAGGCACCGAGACAUAUGCGAAUAGCAGCCAACACCAGUGCACACAGACUGAAAGACCACCACACUUCCGCCCUGGAGGCCCCCCUCACUUUGGUGAGAUAGCGAACAAACACUGUCUUUCAGGUUUCUGUGCUGAAACCAGGUAAAAUGGUUUUCAAAAGACACAUCUAUGCUUUCAUUUCAAUUGUUAUUGUGGGCUUUGUUCAAGGAACUAAUUCCACUACUACUUCCCCUGGCACUCAUACUACCACAAAACCUCUCUUUACUGACCACAGGAAUGAAAAAUAUACCAUUGGCAAGAGUGUUAAUCUCACAUGUACAAAUAAGACAUGGACCGAGAUGUUCUACACCACUUGGAGGAUCCCUAGAAAUGGAAACCACUGCACAAUAGCAGCUAGCACAGACAAACCUCCUCAUGACACGUGUUUGGAUGGAAAAGUCAUGCGCAACACAUCUAAUGGGGAAUCCUACUUGCACAUUCCUAUUUUUAAAGUCACAGAUAUAGGAAUUUAUAGGUGUGAAACUGCAUUUCAAGGUGCAAGUCUCAUAGCAGAAAUCACUGUAUCUGCCAUAGUUUCCCCACAGAUAUUCACCAGACUGGUUAUCAUCAGGGAUGGUAAAAGAGAGGCUGUCUGUUCAGCUAUUGGUGGUAAACCAGCUGCCUCCAUCUCCUGGAGAAACGCGUGUAACUCCAGUGUGACUCAGACUUCCAAAAAUAACACAGACGGCUCCUUCACUGUGGAGAGCAGACUGAUCGUCCCUGACCAUGUUCCUUCUGACAACCUGAGCUGUAUCAUCACCCACCCCAGCUGGACAGAGCUUCACAUUUUAAGGGUCUCUCCAGCCUCAGGCACAGCAGGAGGUCUUGUGUAUGGAUAGAUGCUGUUCCGCAGUCCUGAAUAAUACUAAAUUACUACUUUGUUCUAAUGAAAGGGGAAUGCACUGGGUUUCCUGUGGUCAAUUUGUCGGUAUUUCAUUUUUUAUACCUUUAUUGUGAACACAAUUUACAGUGCAUGAUAAGUUUCCACAUUAUAAACAUGAUAAAUAAUUUCAGUCUCCCAGCCAUUGACAUGUUAAUACAUUUCUUUCCAGAGGCGCCACAUUUCUCUUUGAAGAAAGUUGGAAUCUCCAUGAGCUGUGUAAUCGUUGCUCUGGGGGUUCUGGCUGUAUUUUGUAUCAUAAGGAAGUUUCCCAAAAAGGUAUAAUGUAUUCCCUUGGAUCCUAUUCACUGUGAAUGCAUAGAUUCAUAGAUAAAAAUGACAACUUAACUGGCAUUUGACAGAUGCUCUUAUCCAGCGGUAGCGUAUGAUGCAAACAAAAAUACAAAGAUCAGGGGUAAAAGAGCA